GCCGGAGACGCCUCUGCAGCAGGAGAAGGACGAGGCGGAGGAAGAGGAGGAGGAGGAGGUUGCAGCCCAGCAGCCGCCCUCCUUCCUAGGCCUCGGCGCCGCUUCCCAAAGCCUCCUCUCCUCUCCUCCCUCCGCGGCAUGAGGAGUUGAAAAAGGGGAAGGAGGAGGAAGGGGAGAAGAACUAUUUUCUGUGGAGGUCAAGGAGUGAUCUUUAGUCAUUGAACGCUAGCUGAAGAGACAUUUUCGCCAUUAUGAAUGAAGUAGCAAUAGUGAAGGAAGGCUGGCUCCACAAACGAGGAGAAUACAUUAAAACAUGGAGGCCAAGAUAUUUCCUAUUGAAGAAUGAUGGAACAUUCAUUGGUUACAAGGAACGACCACAAGAUGUGGACCAACGGGAGUCCCCCUUAAACAACUUCUCAGUGGCUCAGUGCCAGCUGAUGAAAACAGAGAGACCUAAACCAAACACAUUCAUCAUCAGAUGCCUCCAGUGGACCACAGUAAUUGAAAGGACGUUUCAUGUGGAGACUCCGGAGGAGCGGGAAGAAUGGACAAAAGCCAUCCAAACCGUAGCAGACAGCCUUAAAAAGCAAGAGGAGGAAAUCAUGGAUUUUCGAUCGGGUUCCCCCAGUGAUAAUUCAGGUGCCGAAGAAAUGGAAAUUUCUAUGACGAAACCAAAACACAAAGUAACUAUGAAUGAAUUUGAAUACCUUAAGCUAUUGGGGAAAGGUACUUUUGGAAAAGUCAUCCUGGUGAAAGAAAAAGCAACAGGACGGUAUUAUGCAAUGAAGAUUCUGAAGAAGGAAGUAAUUGUUGCAAAGGAUGAAGUGGCACAUACCCUGACAGAAAACCGGGUUUUGCAGAACUCUAGGCAUCCUUUCUUAACGGCUUUAAAGUAUUCCUUCCAGACACAUGACCGGUUGUGCUUUGUAAUGGAGUAUGCUAAUGGAGGCGAGCUGUUCUUCCAUCUGUCACGUGAACGUGUGUUUUCUGAAGAUCGUGCCCGGUUCUACGGAGCUGAGAUUGUAUCAGCGUUGGACUACCUACAUUCAGAAAAGAAUGUGGUUUAUAGAGACUUAAAGCUGGAAAACCUAAUGCUGGACAAAGAUGGGCACAUAAAAAUAACAGACUUUGGGCUGUGCAAAGAAGGGAUCAAGGAUGGAGCGACGAUGAAGACUUUCUGCGGCACACCGGAAUACCUCGCCCCAGAGGUGCUGGAGGACAAUGAUUAUGGCCGCGCCGUGGACUGGUGGGGCUUAGGCGUCGUCAUGUAUGAAAUGAUGUGCGGGCGGCUCCCUUUCUACAAUUCAGACCACGAGAAGCUGUUUGAACUCAUCCUCAUGGAAGAGAUUAGGUUUCCACGCACAUUGUCGCCUGAAGCGAAAUCCCUUCUGUCGGGCUUGCUGAAAAAGGAUCCCAAGCAGAGGUUAGGGGGCGGAUCAGAUGAUGCCAAGGAGAUCAUGCAGCACAAAUUUUUUUCUGGCAUUGUAUGGCAAGAUGUAUAUGAAAAAAAGCUGGUACCUCCCUUUAAACCACAGGUGACAUCUGAAACAGAUACACGCUAUUUUGAUGAAGAAUUCACGGCCCAGAUGAUCACAAUUACCCCACCUGACCAAGAUGACAGUAUGGAUUGUAUUGACAACGAACGACGACCGCACUUCCCUCAGUUUUCUUAUUCCGCCAGUGGAACGGCUUAAUGUUUCGCUUGUUUCAUUCACAGCAAUCAAUCAAGACUGCAUAUUUGGGGACCUUUACUUUCAACGGACACUAGAGAACUCUCUAUGAAACAUGAAUUACAAACUAUGUUUGUACUACGGUUUAGCUGAAUUUGUAGGAAGCCUCACAGGCUGUGUAUUUAAAAACAAUCCUGAUGCAUUUUUGAGUCAGAAUCUCUGAUAAAAAGACAUAAUUUGGAGAAGGAAGACAAGAAGUCAUUCUUUAAAGCAUUAAAAAUAAAAAACGCUUUUUUUCUUCUGGAAAAAAUGGCAUUUUAGGUUUUUAAAAAUAUGCACCAAAACUGUUUUCUUGCUAGAUGUUUUAACAUAGCAGCAACAUUCACAAUUUUUUUUAAAUCCUCAUUUUUUAUUUAUUCCAUAUGAUUCCUUAUGUAAGUAGAAUCCCUGCACUCUGAACAAUUAGAAUUAUUUAGGACGAGAAGCAGAGUUAUAGGUAGUGCAAUAAUACGAGCGACAAGCAACAAAAAAAUGAACAGGCCUUGCAGAUGUGGGCAGAAACAUUAAUGUUGACAUCUCUAGGAAACAGCAUUGAUAGCAACAGCAUUGAUGGCAAAAUUAAACACAAGAGUUAACAUUAGCAGACUUGCUGCCAGAAAGUGACAUAUCAGGCAAAAAAGGAAUGGAAGCUAGUCUGUUUCUAAAUUUCACAGAAGUGUUGCAUGGAUGAUGGUCCAUUUAAUUAUUCCAUAUUUAAGUAGGUUUGACAUUGCCAAAAUUUGGCAGGCACCCACUGGUGAUUUCUCUUGUGUGGGCAACUAAUAGGGAGUUGUGCAUCUCAGCAUUCGACCACUGUAUCCUUGUCCUGGAGAGUCUCCCAAUAGUUGUGCCUUGGAGAAAAUACCAUAUUUCAUCGCAGAAUAGUGGCACUUUUUCCAUCAAGAGGGGUGCGACUAUUACACAAGGGAAAAAAUCUGCCUUUGAUUCUCUGGGUUUCUGUUUUCUUUUGCCUUUGGAGAAAGAAGGAAAGGAGAAUCAGCCCCAAAUGGAUCAGCGACUACUACGCAAUGAACACAAAAUACCAAUGUUGCCACCCCAAAAAUGGAGGUGUAACUUUUACAUAGUGUUGACUAUUAUGCGAUGAAAUACAGUAAUCAGUUUUAGCCAUUUCAACUGAAAAAGCUUUGCAACUGCAAAAUAAUAAUAAUAAUAAUGGCCAGGAUGGGUAGCAUAGAUAAACGCACAAUACUUUUCAAGAGGUGGCAUAUCCUACCAAACACUUUGUUUGGCAGUCAGGUAUUUUUUUGGCACUGAAGUGACUGGCCUUGUUCAUAUAUGUAUAGAAACAACAUGUCGUGCACGUUUGAGAAUGCGUCUAUAUGUAUUUUUUCACUUCAAUGUAGAUUUUCACCAUUAUUGAGGCAGGGAGGAGCUCUAUGGUGCUGCCUUAAGGUUUAGAGGAGAUUCCCAUCUGUGAAUGCAGCAGCUGUAUGUAAAAAAAUAAAGAAGAAAAUUAGGAAGAAAUUUCACGUUAUCACAAAAAAGAUGUUAAGUAGUUGAUUCCCCCCUCUCCCUAAUAUCACACCUCCCCAUCACUUUGUUUUAUAUUUUCAUAGCCACCUCAUUCUGGAUCUGCCAAACCUUGUGAUGGAAAUUGUUGAUUCGCCUUUAGAGGCGAGCUACGAUUUUAAGCUCUCUUGUGCUGCGAAUGAGUUUAUUCAGUUGUGGCUUUAUGUUCUUUUAGAUAUGCUUUUGUUUCUGUUCUCUUAUCUGUAUAAAAUUGGACUGUACCGCAGUUCCUUAACUUUUUUUUUUAAUUUGAAAGGGAAUUUAUUUAAACUAUUUGCCACUUUCUCUCCACAUGAAAUCCCAUUGUUGUGUGUGUUGUGGUUUGGGUUUUUUUUACAACAUUCAUUCUAGUAUUUUUACUUAUGAUAUGAAAAGCUUCCCUUAAAAAUUACUUCAAUAAAAUGUGCUUUAACAAGUA
Molecule: messenger RNA, 3657 nt
Organism: Anolis carolinensis (green anole)
Lineage: Eukaryota; Metazoa; Chordata; Lepidosauria; Squamata; Anolidae
Gene: akt1
Product: AKT serine/threonine kinase 1
Exons: 14
Coding region: 252-1694 (480 amino acids)
Biological process (GO): protein phosphorylation
Cellular component (GO): nucleus; cytoplasm
Molecular function (GO): protein serine/threonine kinase activity; ATP binding
Source: RefSeq, a predicted model, not a curated record